GUCUCCAUGAGACGCCAUCAUUUGAGAGCAAUGGGGUGUUAUAAGGGUGGUUUGUAUAAUGAAGUCAGUUAAAAUGGCGUCUCAUGGAAACAUAACAUGUGCAGUUUGAGCUGCUCCAGUAAGUAUAUUUUGUCUACAUUCCAUUUAAAAGAACAAUGCAGAUAUUGGCGUAAACCUAUUUUGGGUUAAGACAAGUAACUAUGGAUAUGGGCAAACGUAAUGAUACGCUUGCAAACUGAGUUUGAAUAAAACAUCCGAUUACCACAGAAAUAUUAUUUAUUAGCUAUAAUAAAAAACAAUCAAAUCAUUGAUGGAUCACAAAAUAAUAUAAAUGCACGUUUCUCGUCUGCCCCGGCUAGCCAAUCGGCAUACGCGUCAUCACACUCCCUCAUCUGAUUGGUCGAGUAGGUGGGUCUUCUGACUUUUUGGCUGUUGUAAACUAGUGACGACCACCUGAUUUUCUGUGCUUGAACAAUGCUCCGUGAGACCGUGGCGUGAACUGGGUGUACACGCUUGCGGAUUUUGUAAAAAAAAUUUUUUAAACUCUUUGGUUACUGACUCAUUGUGGAUAUUGAGCUAAAACUACCGGACUGUGAUAUGGACUUGUGAGGAAUGAGAUGGCAAAACCUUAUGGAUGUCUUGUUGCAUUACAAAAGCAUUGAUGGCAGCUUGAAAAUCUUAGUGGACAAAACAGAAAAGGCCUUGGAGGACUUCCCCUGUCGUGGUUUGCCUAUAUUUACACCAUGGUUCCCACCUGAAAGUGACAAAUUGCUGCCAAUUAGACCCUUAAAGUCACCGCCGAUAAUUUCUCUGGAAGAUUUGGAAAAUAUCCAAACACAUCUGCAGUCUGCUGAGCCAUUACUAACAUCCCAUCCCUGUGCUGAAAGCUUUCAGAACUUGGCUCUAACCAGUUUGGGGAGAUCCACCUUGCAUGUACAGGCAUGCUCUGAGUUUGGAACAUCAGCACAGCAUAAAGAUACUCUCCAUAGUGAGAGGGAAGUGAAAAGAUCAUGGAGUGUUUUUUCACAGAGAGGUUUAUACAUUCACAACACUCAAACAUUCUCCAAACAAUUCCACAAGGUUGUUUGGAGGCACGGACUUCACAUGCGCCAGAGAGCAAAAUGGGUUAUUGACAAACUGAACUUUGUCACUGGAGACAUAGAACAUACAUGGAGAGGACUGAACCGGGCCAUCAGGAAUGCCAUGCUUCCAACUUGCAAUGCCAACAUUCAGAGGGAUCUGACACAAAUCUGUGUGUUCUGCGAUGUAUUAUACUGUGAAUAUGUGGGAAAUUAUUUAAAGGAAGAAUUUCAAGUCACUGGACAGAUCACUUUAUUUGUUCAUAGACUUGGAGACAUUUUCACUUUAUAGAAAUUAGUGAUUGUCAGAAUUUGAUCUGUGUGUCACUGCCAUCUAUUUUGUUAACUGUAGUAGGCAGGUUUCCAUUGACUCAGGUGUAUUCGAUUUUAAAGGAAUGUCGCAAAAAAAAUGAGACGUGUGUAAUGGAAACAGCAGAUAGGAGACAUUUUUUUAAAAGAUCAACAUUUUUCACAAUUUGACAGGGGUGGAUUAUUCUUCUGUCAAACUUUUGUUAUUGCGGAAAAUGAUGCUGGAAACUUUUUCGAAUAAAUGAUGAUUGCCAAAUCA
Messenger RNA from Oncorhynchus tshawytscha (Chinook salmon), 1647 nucleotides. RefSeq lists its product as uncharacterized. The record is from RefSeq and is a predicted model, not a curated record. The coding region runs from base 613 to 1371 and encodes 252 amino acids. Gene Ontology annotation, biological process: positive regulation of isotype switching; negative regulation of double-strand break repair via homologous recombination; positive regulation of double-strand break repair via nonhomologous end joining. Lineage: Eukaryota; Metazoa; Chordata; Actinopteri; Salmoniformes; Salmonidae. The transcript is spliced from 2 exons.